Hypoxylon fragiforme is the source of this 862-nucleotide messenger RNA. RefSeq lists its product as uncharacterized. The transcript is spliced from 2 exons. The record is from RefSeq and is a predicted model, not a curated record. Bases 10 to 240 code for a protein of 76 amino acids. Lineage: Eukaryota; Fungi; Ascomycota; Sordariomycetes; Xylariales; Hypoxylaceae.
GGGGUGGGAAUGCCUGGGCGUGGGCCCAUACCAUUUCUAUUUUUGCUAUUAGGUGCACCUAACUACCCAGCCGUGGUUCAAAACUCGAAUAUGAACAUUCCUCAGCAUGUUUUUCACCACGCCAUAGACCUGGAUGAACAGCAUAGCAAUCUUCUUGGACCUUCUUCAUUAAACAAUGAAGCUUUCCAGGUAAGGGACUUGAAGAGACGGCUUGGACUCAUCAAUACCACUGCUUGGUAAGCAUAACCAUACACCCCUUGAGCCUACUUCUUUCUUCGUCUGAUCCGGUGCCUACACAGGAACUAAUCCACACGGCAUACGAGGCUACUGUGCAUAACUCCACCGCUGUAUCCCACCCACCUGGCGAUGCGGGCAAGGGACAAAGGGAUGCGGACAUUCAUCAUAUGAGGCACUGUUUCGACUACCUUCGACAGCAUAUAAUCUGUGCUAUGGACAUGAGGCUGGAAUAUCCGACGACAAAUCCGGAGGGAAUCAAUGGAUAUCAAAUCCCAAGAAAAUGCGUGAAGAGGGCAAGACCUUACCUACCUUGAUAAACCUGGCUUUGGGUAAAGAAAACUGCUAACGAUAGGUACAGGAGCGUCUCGACGAAUAUAUGAUAGAGCAUGGCCGUUCGGCGGUGUAAGUGUUGGCCUAGCUUCUAAAGUUAAAGACGCGCAUAAUGUGUAGCAGGGUGUUACCGCCAUUCAUCUUGAAGGAUAAUGAAGAAGGACGAGUAUAACAAGAAUUGUUAUACUGUAUCUCAUUUUCUCAUUCUUUAGAUUCCAAUCUAAUCUUUCGAGUCCAACUUGUUUGGAGAGUCUCUUUAAAUCCUUCGUAUGAACAGACUACAAAUACGUACCGG